This is a messenger RNA of Polypterus senegalus (gray bichir), 4590 nucleotides long. Its product is annotated as rho GTPase-activating protein 26-like. The record is from RefSeq and is a predicted model, not a curated record. Gene Ontology annotation, molecular function: GTPase activator activity; protein binding. Gene Ontology annotation, biological process: signal transduction. The transcript is spliced from 25 exons. Gene Ontology annotation, cellular component: cytoplasm. Lineage: Eukaryota; Metazoa; Chordata; Cladistia; Polypteriformes; Polypteridae. The coding region runs from base 367 to 2730 and encodes 787 amino acids.
GACUGGUGGGAAAAAAGGGGCAGCGGUUUAAAAGUCUUCCAAACAAGAAGAGGGUGCAACUAUUCCGAACGUGCUGAUUUGAAAGCGUGGAACGGAACACUCCUCGUGCCUCUGAGCCGACCCCACUACCUGGGAGAAGAUGCGUUGCAGAUAAGCGAGGAUACGCGAUGCGUUCCCUGCAAGGACUAAAGUAUUUAUUAAUGUAUUUGUCCAAGAUAAAAAGCACCUGAACGCACCGAAACUUUUAUACGUGGGUUUUUAUUUUUUUUUUAUUUGUCCUUUCGGACGACUGCCUUAUUGAAUUGUCACCAUAUACAUUUCAGUAGAUUGGGACAGUAUCUGUCAAAUUUAUUUUUGUUGCUAAAAAUGGGACUGCCAGCCUUGGAGUUCAGCGACUGCCAUCUGGACAGCCCGCAGUUCAGAGAAAGGCUGAAAUCUCAUGAGCUGGAAUUGGAUAAGACGAACAAGUUUAUCAAGGAGCUGAUCAAAGACGGGAAGGCACUGACUCAGGCGUUGAAAAGUCUUUCUUCAGCUGAGAGAAAGUUUGCAGAGUCUCUGAACGAAUUCAAGUUUCAGUGUAUAGGCGAUGCAGAGACCGACGAUGAAAUGUGUAUCGCACGAUCACUGCAGGAGUUUGCUGUUGUCCUGAAAAACCUAGAAGAUGAGCGGACACGAAUGAUUGAAAAUGCCACUGAUGUUUUGAUUGCACCAUUGGAGCGAUUCCGCAAGGAACAGAUUGGGGCAGCAAAGGAAGCAAGAAAGAAGUAUGAAAAAGAGACAGAAAAGUACUGCAGUGUCAUAGAAAAGCAUUUGAAUCUAUCAUCAAAGAAGAAAGAAGCCCAGCUCCAGGAGGCAGACAGCCAAGUGGAUCAUGUUCGGCAGCAUUUUUAUGAAGUUUCACUGGAAUAUGUGUUCAAAGUGCAAGAAGUACAGGAGAGGAAGAUGUUUGAAUUUGUUGAGCCUCUACUGGCAUUUUUACAAGGGCUCUUCACUUUCUAUCACCAUGGGUAUGAACUGGCUAAAGACUUCAGUCACUUCAAGACUGAGUUGACCAUCAGUAUCCAGAAUACAAGAAAUCGUUUUGAAGGAACGAGGUCCGAGGUGGAGAGUUUAAUGAAGAAGAUGAAGGAAAGUCCUCAUGAACACAAGAACAUCUGUCCGCACACCAUGGAAGGCUACUUGUUUGUCCAGGAGAAACGUUCUUUUGUAUCCAUGUGGGUGAAAUAUUAUUGCACAUACCAAAGAGAAAACAAGCGAUUCAGUAUGAUUCUCUUUGAUCAAAAACCCGGAGGCAAAGUGGGAGAAGAGGAGAUAUUCGUUCUGAAAUCCUGCAUUAGACGAAAGACAGAGUCAAUAGAAAAAAGAUUUUGCUUUGAUGUUGAAGCAGUAGAUCGGCCUGGAGUGAUCACCAUGCAGGCUCUGUCUGAGGAGGACCGCCGACUCUGGAUGGAAGCUAUGGAUGGCCGUGAGCCAGUUUAUAAUUCUAACAAAGACAACCAGAAUGAAGGCACGGCCCAACUGGACAGCACUGGCUUUACUAUCAUAAAGAAGUUCAUACAUGCUGUGGAAUCACAAGGAAUCUGUGAGCAAGGCUUGUACCGAAUCGGUGGUGUAAGCUCCCGUGUACAGAAGCUUCUCACCUUACUAAUGGAUUCUAAAACCGCAGGUGAAGUUGACCUCGACAACAGAAGUGAGUGGGAGAUUAAAACAAUCACAAGUGCACUGAAACACUAUCUCAGGAUAUUGCCAGGACCCCUUAUGACUUAUCAGUUUCAACGAAGCUUUAUUAAAGCUGCUAAACUUGAUAACCCAGAAGCAAGGAUUGCUGAGAUUCAUAGCCUUGUUCAUCGACUUCCAGAAAAAAACAGACAAAUGCUCCAGCUGCUCAUGGAGCACCUUGAAAAAGUCUCCAAGCAUCAUGAGAAAAACUUAAUGACCACAGCAAAUUUAGGAGUGGUUUUUGGUCCAACAUUGCUGAGGCCACAGGAAGAGACUGUGGCUGCCAUCAUGGAUAUCAAGUUUCAAAAUAUCGUUGUUGAGAUCCUUAUAGAUAAUUGUGAAAAGAUUUUUAAUACAGUGCCAGAAUCUGCCCUAACAAAUUCCCAGCUGAUCUCAAGCCGCCGACGCAGCACAGAGUGCAAGCCCCCCUCCUGCAGUGAGCGACCUUUGACUCUGUUUCAUGCCAAUUCUAGUACAGAGAAAUCUGAUAAAGGAGAAAGCACCCUAAACUCAAGUGCUGAGUCCAUCAUCACAAUGGCCUCCUUCAAUUCCAGCAAUAUCAAGCAGAACCUGAACAAUUUCAACUGCAGUGACCCCGACUUAGAUGUGAUGACAGGAAAGAACAGCAGACCCAACUCACUGCUUCUUUUGUCAAACUAUGCCACACUGUCAAGCGCAUUCCUAAAGAGGUUAAAUCCCAAACACAGGUCAAGUGUUCCAAUAAGCCCAACAUCGCCUAGCCCCACUUCACCACGUUCUCCUUCAUGGCCGAUGUUUUCUGCACCUUCCAGCCCUCAGCAGGCUUCCUCCAGUGACUCCUCUCCAGUCAGCCCAACAGUAAAAAAGGCCCGGGCUCUUUACGCUUGCAAAGCUGAACAUGACUCCGAGCUCUCCUUCUCCGCUGGCACCAUAUUUGACAAUGUUCAUCCCUCACGAGAACCGGGCUGGCUUGAAGGCACGCUGGAUGGGAAGACGGGCCUAAUCCCUGAAAACUACGUAGAGCUUUUGUAAUUGGAAUCCCCAGAAUUGAGGCCCCGGACACUUAUGGCACCACGCAGAGAUGGAGAGAAGAAGAGACACUUGGGGGAAGAGGCAAAAGAGCAAACUGUGCAAGAAUGUCGAAGGGCCCUGUGAUCUGUGUGUGUGUGUGUGUGUGUGUGUGUGUGUGUGUGUGCGCGCGCGCCAUUUUUAGCUUUGUGAACCUUUUAGAGUGUGUUGUUCUACCUAAAGGAUCUCUUUACAGAAUGCUGGCCUUUGCUCUUCGGAGUUGACAAGCAUCGUCUUGGAAGACUGCGGCCUGCUUUGUUUCUCAUGGCGGAUCCUGGUGAACAGCCUGCUGGCUGAACUUGAAAAGUGGAUGUCGCUGUGGUUGAAAUGACAUUUUCUGCCCAGUCUGUGCUGGCGGGGUGUGAGAGUAGAAGCAGGGCCGCGGUGGGGACAGUAAUGCUGUACUGUAUGUGACUUAAACCCCUCAGGCUGGCUUAGCCGAUUUCACUGAGCUGGCCUGAACUUCUGUGCUCCCUUCCUUUGCCUCCUUCCAAAUGAAUGUAAAGAGAGGCUCAAGGAAACUCAGCGGGACAUGUUGUCCUGAUCAUGUAACCAUACUAGCUUUGAAAAUGUCUUUGUCCAAAAUGACGAUUUGCAACGUGAAAGAUUUCAUUUACCCAAAAUAAUGCAGAUCGUCAGCCAGUUUCUUAUUUAUGAUGUAAUUAUUUUAAAAAGCUUAAAUUGUUUUUGAUUUUUACAUUUGCUUUUUUGGAUCAUGUAUAUAGCUGAUAAUGUGAUAAUUUCUUUUUUAAGAAGAUAAAAAAAUGAUUUAUAUUUGAUAUUGUAUCAUACUAACUUUGGCUUGCGCCGAGGUAACUUUGUUAAACCCCUCCUGUGUAGCCAUGACUUACCCGUGCAGGCCACGUGACAGAGGCGUGGGGUGUUUGCAGGGUCUCAUAGCAGAUAUGCCCACUCGACUGUGGAGGAGCGUGUGCCAGGCCUGGGCCCUAUCUGAGCAUGGCAGUGCUGAAGUCUUUCCGGGUAGAGGACUGGCGGGCUUCUAUCUACAGGCCGCUGGCCCUUUUCACACCACUUCCCAAAGCACUUGAUUGAAGAUGGGGUCCAACACAUGCACUCCACAAAAUGUCCCAGCGGAGAGUCGCUGUAGCGCUCAAGUUUAAUAGAGUCCAAGGUGAAAGGCAGUGGACUGAGGAGCAGGCCGUGCCCACAGAGUGAGGCAGCAGGUCAUCAAGGCAGUUGGUUUCGGGGCCCCUGCAUGGCCCUCUUUGUGGACUGUAAGUGUUUAGUCUGAAUACAACACCGGAGGCCAUUAGAAAGGGGGGACGUCGGCCCUCACGGCCCAGAAGUGUACUCAGUGGGCAUUUAGAGGGUUGCCUUUCUUUCCAGUUUGCAGCAGUAUGUUCUCGCCUGCCUUCAUCUCAAGCAUUUUUUGGCAUUUAAAAAUUUCAGGCCUUGCUGUAAACCAGUUGACACUUUAGCCUUGCUUGUGGCCAGUGCAUUUUACACUUUUUAAGUAUAUAAAUCAGUAAUGAUACCGUGGUGUGCAUCGCUAAAUGACAGCUUGUGUUGGGAAGUGCUUGAGCUGUUUUAUUGGUUAAGCGUCCAAAGCAAGAACAGGUCUGUUUAACCCUGUAAAACAAAGGGCCUCUGCAUCUGGUGGCAUGUCUCUUGUCUGCUUGUGUCCAUUUGAACUAAGCUUUUAAUUCUUGGGAAAUGAAUGAUUAUGAAUAAGAAUUGAUUUAUUUCGAAUAUCAUUUUUCAAUUGAUUUUAACGUCUCAUGUGAUCUAAUCCUAUUAUAAUUUCUCUCCUUGCUUUCUGAGAUGUGCACAUUGCUGAAUCUCGUGGCAGAAAGUUGUUUUUUU